Molecule: messenger RNA, 345 nt
Organism: Diversispora eburnea
Lineage: Eukaryota; Fungi; Glomeromycota; Glomeromycetes; Diversisporales; Diversisporaceae
Source: the annotation of a GenBank genome assembly
AUGAAUAAUCAGAAUCACGGGAUUGCAGGAUCAGGAUCAACGAUCACUUCUUCUUCUAUUACUUCUAUUUCGCCUACUUAUUUUUCACCUGCUUCUUCUACUGCUUUAUUAACUGCUGCUUCUUCUAUUACUUUGUCCACUUCUUCUUCUAUUACUACUAUUUCGCCUACUUAUGUUUCUCCUGCUUCUUCUACUGCUUUAUUAACUGCUACUUCUUCCACUACUACUACUUCUUCUUUAACUCCUUCUUAUGCUUUAGUUCCUUCUUAUGCUUUAGUUUCUACUAAUACUUCUUCUGCUGUUCCUGUUGCCACUAACUUUGCUAAUUCUAGUGUCACACUAUGA